This is a messenger RNA of Eimeria tenella, 1713 nucleotides long. RefSeq lists its product as uncharacterized. Lineage: Eukaryota; Apicomplexa; Conoidasida; Eucoccidiorida; Eimeriidae. The coding region runs from base 1 to 1713 and encodes 570 amino acids. The record is from RefSeq and is a predicted model, not a curated record. The transcript is spliced from 4 exons.
AUGACUUCUUUGGAGGCCCUAAUAGCUCAAAACUUCCUCGAUGAAGGAGAGGACCCCCCGAGUGGGCCUCUGGGGGCCCUAAACCCUUCUUACAGAGAAGAAAGCAGUUCAAAAGACCCUCAGGACGGGGCCUCGUGGGCUGCGGCCGCUGCACUGGGGGGGGCCCCCCGGGGGCCCCCCCAGUGGGGCCCCCAGGGCAGCAGCCAAACUUCGCCUCUUGCCUUUCCAGUCCCUAAGCCUAAGCAGAAGCCUCCCCAGGACAGCCCUGCAGCAGCAGCCUCCCCAGCAGCAGCAGCAGCAACAGCAGCACCAGCAGCAGCGAAGCCGGGAGAACACGCAGAGGCACCUGCUGCAGCUGCAGCAGCAUCCCCUGCCUCCCCAGCAGCAGCAGCAGCAGCAGCAGCAGUGGGGCCAGAUGGGGUGCCGGUGGUGAAGUACGGGCCUCUCUUUGACUUCUCCGAAUCUGCAAAGGAUGACUGGGUGGCAGUGAGGAAUCUGCCAAAAGCCAAGAAGAAUCAAGAAAGGGGGCCCUCCGAGGGGGCCCCCGGGGGCCCCGAGGGCCCGGGGGGGAGCAGCAGUAGCAGCAGCAGCAGCAGCAGCAUAGACGAGGAGCGCAGCCGCAGAUUGGCUCUGCUGCAGGCCCUGCCGAAGCCCCAGAGGUCCCUCGUGGGGUGUUUGGGUGCAGCAGGAUUUGGCAGGGGAGUUGAUUUGCUGCUGGGGUCCAAAGAGGAAGCUGCCCCAGCAGCAGCAGCAGCAGCAGCAGCAGGUGCAGCAGACGCAACAGAGGCGGAAGGAACUGCGGGAGAUGCUGCUCUGCAGAUGAUGCCCCGCGUGCUGCAGCAGAAGCAGCAGAAGCAGCAGAAGCAGCAAGUGAAAAAGGAGGAAGACAGCUCCAAAGAGACCCCCUCUCAACAAGCAGCAGCAGCAGCUGCAGCAACAAAAGAGGAAACGGAGCAGCAACCUGCUGCCGCUGCAGCUAAGCCUCCAGGGGCAGCAGAAGGCGCAGCAGCAGCAGCAAGUGAUAAGUUCUUGACUUCCAUGUUUACACUUUACGAUUCGGACGAAGAAGAAGAAACAAAAGCAGCAGAAACAACUGCCAGCAGCAGCAGCAGUAGCAGCAGCAGUAGCACCAGCAGUAGCAGCAGCAGCAGCAGCACUGGAGAGGCAAGAAGUAGCUCUGGAUCAUCGUGGGCACCGAAGGCAGCAACGGCAGAAGCAACAGCUGAAGCAGCAGCAGCAGCAGCCGCAGAUGAGGCAGCCGCAGAACGGGCAGCAGCAGAAGCAGCAGCAGCAGAAGAAGCAGCAGCAGCAGCAAGUCGGUAUUGGGAAUACAGGGAGGAGGAUGCUGCUGUAGAAGAGUUAGGCAUAGAGAAGACGUUGCUUGAAAAGUCGGGGAUUUCGACGGCAGAGCUGCGUGACUUGCGGCGCAUGGGCGCCACUUCGGUGUUAGGUGCUACUCUGCAGAACCCCGACUGGCACCUGACCGCGCAGGCAGGGCCCCAGAAAAAAGCAAAACUUCGUUUGGCCACAAAAGUGUGGAGUGCAAAAGAUAGGGCAAUUACGGAAACCCUAGAGCCCAAAGUCAUGCAGAAGAGGAAGCACCAGAUCAACUGGCUGGCUGCGGAGGCGCACGACAAGGAAAUGGAGCUGCUGGAACUGACGGCGAGGACUCGCCAGACGAAAUACCAAACGGCAAUGAAGUAUGGCUGGUGA